AUGGAUGUUGACAAGAGAUGCCGGACUGUGAUCCGAUCAUGCUUAUCUGACGAAUCUGAGGUCGAGAUCGACAAACCCAUGGGCUCAAAGCGGGUCGCUUUGUGGUGUACCUAUAGAGUAUCAGCAGCCAGCAGCAUUGUCACUUGUGUGAUGGCUCGGGAGGGAGGGCCGGUCCACACUAAUGGCCACAUCCCUCAUGCCCUUCUCAAUGCCUCGCCACCACUGUCCAGUCUGUCCAGUGUCGUCAAUGGCAAAGGGAACACCCCCGAUCCCGUUUGGGAUGGUCGGCGGCUACAAGUCCCUCGACAACCACUCAGCACUCCAAUGCUUUCACUCCUUCAGCCCGACCCCGCUCCACACCCGGCUCACCUCCUGUGCAUCGCUGCUACUCUAGUCUUGCCAGUCACUUCAACUGUCCGAUUCGUCAACUUGGGGAGUCAUGCGAACGAACGAACGAACGAAAGAAAGAAAGAAAGAAAGAAAGAAAGAAAGUUGGGAUAUGUCAUGCAUAGUCAAGAAACGGAUCAAAGCACCACACUGUUGGCGACCGAGCAACGGUGUGAUUCGGUCGUGACACCCCGAGGUGGCCGAUCUUCGUUUGUACUCUCCUCAGGCCGUGUCCAGCUCGUCAUCGCGAUGGCUACCAUCUUCUUCCAAGUCCUCAGAUGA
This is a messenger RNA of Plenodomus lingam JN3, 669 nucleotides long. NCBI's taxonomy places the organism in Eukaryota, Fungi, Ascomycota, Dothideomycetes, Pleosporales, Leptosphaeriaceae. The record is from RefSeq and is a predicted model, not a curated record.